AUUCUGUUUGCCCGAGGCUUGGUCAAGGUGCUCUUUUCGACCGAGACGUUUGCCAUGGGCGUCAACAUGCCCGCGCGCACGGUUGUGUUUAACGGCACGCGCAAGCACGACGGCAAGACGUUCCGAGACUUGCUGCCGGGCGAGUACACGCAGAUGGCGGGGCGUGCGGGUCGCCGUGGCCUCGACACGGUCGGCACCGUCAUCAUUGCGUGCUGGGGUGACGCGCCGGACGCGACGUCGCUCCGCACGAUGCUCAUGGGCACACCGACGAAGCUCGAGAGUCAAUUCCGGCUCACGUACAACAUGAUUCUCAACCUCCUCCGCGUCGAAGACAUGACGGUCGAGGACAUGAUCAAGCGGUCGUUCUCGGAAUUCCGCACGCAAAAGGCGCUGGCGGCCAAGGACAUUCCGUCGGCCAUCCAAAAAGCCAAAAAGGCGCUGCAUGCGCUCGAGGCGGACCUCAACGCAACGCACGGCGGCCACCUCGACUUGACCGAAGUCGAGCGCUUCUUCCUCCUCCAGCAGUCGACCAAGUACAAGGAGCAAGCGCUGGUGCACGCGAUUCUGAACUCGCGGUAUGCAGCGGCCGCGCUCUGCGUCGGUCGCGUCGUUGUGCUCUCGACGACCGGUCUGCCCGACCAGCUCGCCAUCCUCCUGCAAGUCGACAAGGCGGCGACGCGUACCGUGACAGUCCUCGCUCUGUGCCAUGCGUCCUUCACGCCACCAGCAGUCGUUGCGGCCAAGCCGAGCGCGAUGGAUUUCUUCAAGCCCAAGGCGCAAGCGAGUACGUCGACGGGCCUUGCGCCGGGUGCCAAGGGCUCGCUCUUGGGCAAGCACUAUGUCGUGCUCGACGUGCCGGAAACGUGCCUCAACAAGCUUACCAAGCACAAGGCAAGCCCGAACGUCCGGAGCCUCCUCGAGGCCAACGACCCGAGCGUGCUCUCGCGCGCCGUCGAGCUUCUCGUGGACCUCGAGGCGUCGCUGCCGCUUUUUCUGAGUCCGCAAACCGACCUCAAGAUGAUGGAGCUCGAGUCGGCCGACUUGUACAGCCAGGUGCAGCACCAGUACAGCGUCAUGGAAGCAAGCCCGUGCUUUGCAUCGCCCUUCCUCAUGCCCGUUCUCGCCCAGUACGCCAAGAUUGACCGCCUGCGCCACUACAUGGCGACGAUGACGGCCGCGCUCUCCAACCACUCGCUCUCGCUUUUUCCCGACUUUCAGCAGCGGCUUCGCGUGCUUACGCGCCUCGGAUACAUUGCCUCGGACAACACGGUGCAGGUCAAGGGCCGUGUCGCGUGCGAGGUCAACACGUGCGAAGAACUCGUGCUCACGGAAAUCAUUUUUGAAAACGUCCUCGCCGACCUCGAACCGGAAGAGAUUGUCGCGGUGCUCUCGGCGCUCAUUUUCCAAGAAAAGACCCAGAACCAACCGACGCUGACCCCGCGCUUGCUGCACGCGCAGAGCACGGUGCACGCGAUCGCAACCUCGCUUGGCGUCAUCCAGCUCGAGUGCCACCUCGAAAUCGACCCGACGGAAUUUGCCAAGACGACGCUCAACUUUGGCUUGAUGGAAGUCGUGUACGAGUGGAGCCGCGGUAUGCCGUUCAAGUCGAUUUGCGAGCUCACGGACGUGCCCGAGGGCUCGAUCGUGCGCUGCAUCACGCGUCUCGACGAAGUGUGCCGUGAAGUGCGCAACGCGGCGCGGGUGAUUGGCGAUCCGCGCUUGUACCGCAAGAUGGAAAUUGCGUCCGAGUCGAUCAAGCGCGACGUGGUGUUUGCGGGCAGUUUGUACCUGUCCUAGUCGGAUUUGUAUCAAGUUCGUAUCAAGUGCGACAACACGACGACUAGAUGGACGAGGAUGUUAAAUAGUUAUAAGACACGGAGAGCAUCGAC
Molecule: messenger RNA, 1889 nt
Organism: Saprolegnia parasitica CBS 223.65
Lineage: Eukaryota; Oomycota; Saprolegniomycetes; Saprolegniales; Saprolegniaceae
Exons: 12
Coding region: 55-1797 (580 amino acids)
Biological process (GO): nuclear-transcribed mRNA catabolic process, 3'-5' exonucleolytic nonsense-mediated decay
Cellular component (GO): Ski complex
Molecular function (GO): RNA helicase activity
Source: RefSeq, a predicted model, not a curated record